CUCGCUGACGUCACAGACGCAGUGACAUUCUAGAGCUGGGACCACGUCAGGCAGCUCCGCAUUCUGGGGAGAAGCCGAGCAGGAGAGGGAGAAAGGAAAGACGCUCUUCUUCUCUGCCUAAACAUGGCGGUACAAUCUGUCAACCGCUCUGUGAGUGUGGGGGAUCUGGUGAGGGAAGCCGAGAUGAGCCUGCUCGAAUGCAAGGUGUGCUUUGAAAAAUACAGCCACGAGCAGCCGCGGAGGCCCCGGAACCUGGGAUGCGGCCACGUCAUCUGCCUGAGCUGCUUGGUGAACCUGCUGGAUCCGCAGACCCAGACGAUCGAGUGCCCCUUCUGCAGGAGCCUGACCACCCCGAGAAGCGACUGCCUUCUGCUGCUGCAGGUCCUCGAGUUCCUGGGCCCCGCGCUCAGCACAACCCCACCGGGACUCGGGUUCACGGGGCCCCGGGCGAUCAGGUGGUUCCCAGGCGCUCUAACGUGCGUCCAAACCUUUGGGGGCUGGGGAAAGCUCAUCAACCCCAAUUCGCUGGCCUUCUGUCGGAAAACCGGGAACAUGGCCGUAACGCAUGACGGCAGGAGCCGAGUGAAGAUUUUUGGCCCAGACGGAGUAUGUGCCCAACGCUUUGGAGAAAGGGGGAACGGCCCCGAGAACAUUCGGUACGCGCUGGGUGUUACCAUUACCAGCGACAAGUACGUGGUCGUCACCGACGCUGGGGACCGCUCAGUGAAAGUGUUUGAUUUUGCAGGACAGAAUAAGCUGUGCAUCCAAGGUGUCUUCUCUUUGCCCUGGGGUGUGCAGACCACCCCGAAGAACGAAAUCCUGGUGGCUGAUAAUGAGACGGGGUCGCUUUACCUCUUGAAGAUUGACUUUAAGAAAGCGGAGCUUAAGAGUACGACCAAGCUCCCGAUUAGUUUCUGCAACCCCAGAUCCAUAGCUGUGUGUCCGUUCACUGGGUUCAUCGCGGUAGCCGAGAACCUGAAAGCUGAUGGGUGCAAGCCGGCCUCCUCCAGAAUCAGAGUGUUCAGCCCUACUACCUUGAAGCUUCUGGGCCAAGUGGACAGUUUUGGCCUGAGCCUCUUCCUGCCUGCCAUACUGGAUGUCACUAGUAUUUCCUUUGACUUCCACGGGAACCUCCUUGUUGCUGAUGCAGCUAACCACAGUAUAGGGUGUUUAGGGAAACCUUGGGAGUUUCCAUCCUAUAAGCCUGUCAUUACCCACGGGCUUUCUUACCCCGCGGCAAUGAGUUACACUGAUGAGAAUACCCUCAUUGUCCUAGACAGCGGUACCCAUACCGUAAAACUUUACGCGUUUGACUGGACACUCUAGGCAGAUAAAUUUACUUGUGCAUGCGUAUAGUACUCAUUUAAAAAUCUGAUUUAUGUCAAUUGUAUUUCACAGAUAGAAGAUGUUAGGGAUUGUCCAGGGAUGGGGAGAGGAGCUUGUGAUUUCAUCAAAUCAACGUAAAUGUUUUUUCUUGGAUAGUACUCUUGAUGAAAUUACUAUUGGCCUUACUUUAAGCAAGAAAAAAACGAAAGGCUUAUUCCAAAAAAAGGCAGUGACUAUGUCUCCUUCUUUUGCAUUGCACAAUAUAUUUAACAAAUAGGUACUUGUUGCUUAGUUAGCUGCUGGAAAAGGUCUGAGCUGGCAACCAGAUUUUCAAAUAUUAUAGAAGUGUGUGUGUGUGUGUGUGUGUGUGUGUGUGUGUGUGUGUGUUAGUAGCCUGGGACACCAGUGUUAUGGUAAGAACACUACACUGUACAGUACUGUGUAACCUUAACUUGCUAUGUUGCUAUGUUAGAGGCAGUUAGGUGGCCCAGUGGAAAGAGUGUGGAAGUUGGAAUAAGGAAGACCCGAGUUCACAUCCAACUUCAGAUAGUUACUGUGAGACACUAGCAAGUCACUUAGGCUCUGCCUGCCUCUGUUUCCCUAUAUGUAAAAUAGCACCUACAUCCCGGGGUUGUGAUGAAGGUAAAAUUAAAUAUAUUCAAAGUGCUUUGCAAAUCUGUAAAUGCUAGCUGCUAUUAUUGUUGUGUCACUUGUAUUUAUUCAAGGUAGAAAAAUAGCAUAUUUGUGUAAGACUUUUGUUGUUAUUCAGUCAUUUUGUAAAUUGGGUCCAACUCUUUAUGACCCCAUGGGGGGAGUGGAGGCAAAGAUGCUUAAGCAGUUUGCCAUUUCUUUUUCUGCUCAUUUUAUGGAUAAGGAAACUGAAGCCAACAGGGUUAAGUGAUUUGCCUAGGGUCCUGUAGACUGGAACUCAGGAAGAUGAGUCUCCCUAACCCCAGGCCCUGAAUCCUAUCCACUGUGCCACCUACCUGCCCCCAUAUGGGUAUUUAAAGUUUUUAUAAAGCCCUUGCCUCACAGCAACCCUGUAAGGCAGUGAGUCUUAACCAUUUGUGGAUCAUACUUUGGGAGGUCUAGUGAAGCCUAUAGACUCCUUCUCAAAGUGUUUCUAAAUGCAUAAUAUAAAAGACAUAAUAUAAAAUAAACCAAUAUAUUGAAACAGUUACUACAUUAAAAAAAGUUUAUGGACUCCAGGUUAAGGACUCCUGCUAUAAGGCAAGCAUUACUAUCCUGUUCUCCAGGUGAAGAAAUGGCAAUUCAGAGAGAUAAUAAUUUGCCUGCAGUAACCAUACCUGUUAAAUGUCAAAGCAAGCCAAGUCUCCUGGCAUCAAGUCCAGGGCUCUUUCCACUAUAUCGUGUUACUUGUUUAUAUAGUCGGAUAUUUUGGACUUGAAAUAUGUGAUAUCACAAAACAAUUUAUGAGUGUGGUGUACUCUAUGUGAUAUGAAACUGGUUCUAUUUGUUCAAAAUUCUCAAAAAACUGUAUUUGUUAUCCUAAAUGAGUAUCUAGCACUGUGGUUUACUCUAUGUGAUUUGAAACUUGUUCUAUUUGUUGCAAAAUUCCCCAAAAUCUCUACUUGUUAUCCUAAAUCAGUAUCUAGCACUGUGGUUUACUCUAUGUGAUACAACACUUGUUCUAUUUGUUGCAAAAUUCUAAAAAAAUCUCUUCUUGAUAUCCUAAAUCAGUAUCUAGCACUGUGGUUUACUCUAUGUGAUAUGAAACUUGUUCUAUUUGUUGCAAAAUUCUCAAAAAUCUCUACUUGUUAUCCUAAAUCAGUAUCUAGCACUGUUUGGGGUAUUCAAUAAAUACUCAUUGAAUUGCUUCAAA
Molecule: messenger RNA, 3169 nt
Organism: Dromiciops gliroides (monito del monte)
Lineage: Eukaryota; Metazoa; Chordata; Mammalia; Microbiotheria; Microbiotheriidae
Product: E3 ubiquitin-protein ligase NHLRC1-like
Exons: 1
Coding region: 124-1326 (400 amino acids)
Biological process (GO): proteasome-mediated ubiquitin-dependent protein catabolic process; negative regulation of translation; protein polyubiquitination
Molecular function (GO): ubiquitin protein ligase activity; protein binding; translation repressor activity
Source: RefSeq, a predicted model, not a curated record